UGGAGUUCACUUUGACCUUCAAGCUUCUUCAAAGAAGGUUUCUCUCCCUGAGUUGCAAGUUGUAAUUUGUGCUAUGUUGUUGUGCUCUAUUUUGUUGUUGUGCUCUGUUUUUGGUGAGUUAUGUGUUUUGCUAUGCUCUAUUUUUUGUUUCAUAUUUCUUUUUUCUUUUUUCUUUUUUUUGUCUUGCUUUAGUGUAAAUGUUUAGGAUUUUUUGUCCAUUUAUUUGUUUAUACACCUCCAUCUUUGUUUAUACGAAUAUAUAUAUAUUUCUAUGUUGAGCAAGGGAAAAAAGACAAGAACAAUAAAUAUUCAAAUCAAGAUCUUCAUCUGUCAAAAGCUUGGAUCCACAGAACCUGCAAAAGCAAAAGUAAUUACCGAAAAGAAAAGAAUAAAACAUCACACACAUCACUCAGACCUUUCACUUCAAGUGCUUUGUCUUCUUCAAAAAUUUCACACUUUCACGGAUCGUAAAUUUGCUUUUGUUUAUAGAUUUGCAGUUCACAAUCAAAUUUCUUUGUGGCUUGGCUCCAUAGAUCCAAGCUUCUUUGGGUUGUGGAAUUCAAUUCGACCUUCAAGCUACUUCAAAGAAGGACUUCUUGAGUGGCAACAGGAAUUUCUGAGGAGCGCAAACAAAUUUUGGCACGCCCAAUGGGACAUUAGGUUUACAUGUGAAGAAAUUGGUGCUCUGGGUCCCUCUGCGCACUCGGGAUUAGGAUGUUCUGUCCCUUUUUUUUUUUCUGCAUUAAUUUUGUUGUGUAAUAAAAAUGUAAUACUUUUAAUAUUUUAG
This is a messenger RNA of Camellia sinensis, 787 nucleotides long. The record is from RefSeq and is a predicted model, not a curated record. Lineage: Eukaryota; Viridiplantae; Streptophyta; Magnoliopsida; Ericales; Theaceae.